UGCGCCGAGUGCAUCACCAGGUCAGGCCGACGCUUCUCCAGCCGCCGGCAGCAGCCACGGGGUUCAGCGUCGAUCCGAGUGCAUCCGAGCCCCCGGACCGCCCUGGGUGCAGCUGCGAGCCGCCCAGCAUCCUCCUCAUUCAUUCCCUUUGCGCGGUCUCGCAAUUCGUCCACCAACCACCAUUGCAAACACAUCGCUGCUUGCGCCCAUGGAAAGCAUCCCGUCCGACGUUUCCAUCCAUAUAUUCGCAUUCAUCUCGAGACCUUCAGACUCGCUGAGGUUGCUGUCGGCAAGCAAGCGGCUCUAUCGAGAGCUCCGGCAGGAUGUGCAUCGGCUGCUCUGUCGCUCACUGCUUGCCACUCGGGGUCUGCUGGCCUCGCUCAAGCUCCUGACAUCCAGGGCGGCUCCCCAGCAUCUGCUCGAGACGAUCAUUCAGCUGCACUCAUCUCGGCCCUCGACCACCUCCGACUCGCCGAUGCUGCCGGUCAUGCUCUGGGCCACGACUUCGGGCAAUUCUCACGUCCUCGAGAUGAUCCUCAGGCACAACUCUGUCAGUGCUUCGAGUUGCACCGGGGUGCUGCACAGUGCCUGCUUCCUCGGCGAUCUACUUGCCUGCAGGUCGCUUAUUGCCGCCGGGGCUGAUGUGCACUCCAACGACGACCUCUCGCUCCACUAUGCCGCCAUCAACGGGCACUUUGCCAUUGUCGAUUUCCUGCUGGGCAACUCACAGACCUCCUUUGACCGACACCGCCUGUCUGCCAUCGCGAUUGCGGCUGCCGGAAAGAACCAUCUGCAUGUCGUGAAGGCCCUCGAGGCCUUUGGCGCCGACAUGAGCAUCAACAAUCUGGCUAUCUUGCGUAUGGGCUGCUGUCUGGGCUACCACGACCUGGUCGUCUUUGUACUUCAAGUCUAUCGCGACCGUCAUCCGCACUGGGCCGACGGCGCCUCCAAUGUCCUUCUACAAGCCGUGCGCCAGGGCCACGAGCAAAUCGUCCGGCUCUUGAUCGAAAGCGGCGUUGAUUUCCGAGCCGGCGACGACGCUCCCUUCCGACUGGCCUGCGAGAACGGACACGUCGAGCUGGUACGUCUUCUCAUCGGACUGGGAUGCGACGUUCAAGCCGCCGGCAAUCAGGCCCUGCGUGUAGCCGCUGCCAAGGGACGGGAUCAGAUCCUCAGACUGCUGCUCGAGAGUGGAGCCGAUAUCAACGCAGCGCACGGGGAGGCUCUGCGAACGGCAGCCAAGAUGGGCCAUGUGGCGGUUGUGCAAAUGUUACUGGAAUUCGAUGCCGAUGUGCAUGCCAACGCUGACGAGGCCCUCAAGAAUGCGUGCGAACAUGGCCAUGAUCAAGUGGUCGGGCUCCUUCUCCAGCACGGCGCAGAUACGAUAUCCCAUGGCGGCUUGCUGCUCAAAUUGGCCAUGACCAACGGCCACGUCAAGGUCGUUCAGCGAUUGCUGAGCUACGGCCUUGAUAUGAACGCCUAUCCCUUUGAGAACGUGUGGACCUAACUGCCUCCCUCCCCCUCGUGGUGGUUGCAAUGAGAUGACGAUGUGGGUCUGCUGCUGGCUCGUUGCUGUCCGGACAGGAAGUUCUAGUCGAGUCGAAACGACAGAGCCGUCACGGUUCAAGUCGAAGAAAGUUUUGUAAUGGGACACCCUGAUGCCAAAGAAAAUUAGGGAGUGCUCCGUUUUCAUCUGUGUUAUCUGUAGCCACAAUAUGUACUGCAGUGCUUGGGACAUCGUGACUUGAUUCGGAGUGGGAAUACACCCACCCGCCAUUCCCUACGGCCAUCCACACCGUAGAUGUGAUAUGUGCCCAGCCCACGUCGACCAGGGCUCUUCAAUACCUUGAGCAGUUGCAUCACCAAGGGUUGCUCAUGCUGCAAUAUAUGCAGCUUGUGAUCCAUCA
Polychytrium aggregatum is the source of this 1907-nucleotide messenger RNA. RefSeq names its product ankyrin repeat-containing domain protein. The record is from RefSeq and is a predicted model, not a curated record. Bases 209 to 1507 code for a protein of 432 amino acids. Gene Ontology annotation, molecular function: protein binding. NCBI's taxonomy places the organism in Eukaryota, Fungi, Chytridiomycota, Chytridiomycetes, Polychytriales. The transcript has a single exon.